This is a messenger RNA of Penicillium malachiteum, 2046 nucleotides long. RefSeq names its product phosphate-sensing transcription factor PHO4. Gene Ontology annotation, molecular function: protein dimerization activity. NCBI's taxonomy places the organism in Eukaryota, Fungi, Ascomycota, Eurotiomycetes, Eurotiales, Aspergillaceae. The transcript has 3 exons. The record is from RefSeq and is a predicted model, not a curated record. Bases 1 to 2046 code for a protein of 681 amino acids.
AUGGAGCACGCAACGCCCAUGUCGUGGCCUGAGCAGCUACAUGAGAGUACUCUCAUAACUGCGCCGGGGGAAGAUGAAUUCUCCAACUUUCUCGAGUUCGAUAUGCAUUUCUCCGACCUGGAAGGGCACGGACCAGGACAUUCUCAGAUGCAGGACCAGCAACAUGCAAUGGGACAUCCUUCCACCACUGUGCCUUCAACUAUGGCCGGGGAUCCGCGAUCUCACCCAUAUGCGACUCCAAUGGAGGGUCUCGCCAUGGAUUUCGGUCACCAAGUCCAAUCCCAGCCUCCUAUGCCUUACACCACAACCCCGAACAUGACCCCAGGCUUUUGCGCCCAGGAUGCCUCUCACUCGUCGAUGUCACAACAGCCACCUCCGGGCCAGCACUACAUGCAUGGUCAACCAAUGAUCCCUCCGACCCCGAAUAGUAUGGAAUUGCACGGUACUGCGGCUCGGUAUUCCCAGCGCAUGGACGAUAACCCGGAGAUGUACGAUCAUCGAUACUCGCGUGUUGCUGAGGAUCAGGCAUUGUACACCCCCCUCGUGUCGCCUGCGAUGACCCCACUGGAGAAUCAAUUUCAAUUGGACGCAUUUACGGUUCCUGGAGAAUACAGCAUUACACCACUUACAUCCCCCGCGCUCGAGGCUCAAAAUCACUCUACAAAUGGCUAUUAUCAUUCAAGACAGGUGUCAGAUGUUGGGUUUGUGCCUACUAGUGCCGAAAUCAACCCGCUGGCAGGUACUUCUGCACCAGGCUCUCCAAGCAUCAUUCGCAAGACCAACCGCCGACGACCCUCAACCGCUUCUCGUCUCUCAGGCCGAAGCAAAGUCAAGCAGUCGCCUUCUAUCCGGGCGCAGACACAGCGCAGGGGGAAACAAGUUCCUAAUUCAGAGGAGUUCUAUAACAGCCUGACCCAGGAGUUGAACAAGCCGCAGAACAACGAUGUGCGCUCACUUCAGGCCAGCAGCAAUGAGGGUUCGGGUCAGGAUUCAGUGUCUCCUGAACCUCUCUCAGAACCGCUGAUGCUUCCUCCGGCUCUCCCUUCCUCGCGAAAGUCUCCUGCUAUCGCCCCUCAACCAGCCCAGCCUCUUAGUGCGGCCGCAACCCCAGCAACUCUGAUGCGCAUUCAGCGAUCGCAGCAUGUUCAAGACUCAGGUCAGUUCAUGGGCCGAGCUCAGCUUGAAUACCAUGAUGAGACCAUGGAGGAUAUCUCUCUUCCCGAGGCGGCGGCGACAACACUACACUCGCGUCCUAAGAUCAACCGCAUCGAUACCAGUUUCCGUCCUGGCACAGCCAGCCCCGCCAUCUCCGCAAAUGUGACCCCUUCAUUAGAACCCCGUUCUGCCCCACUGAAUGGCUCCAUUCCCAUCAGCCCCCGCACGGCUGCAAUGCCAUCUCCUAGUGGGCCGCUUCCGAAGAGAUCAGAUCCAUCCCGAUCUUCAAUUUCCAGCCGGAAACGACUGAGUGUGUCUUCCACACAAGCUAGUCCACAGUUGCGGCCAAAGAUUAGCCCUAAUAUUCAGCCCUUGAUGCGGGCCGGUGACAACUUUUCUCAGGAUGCUCUUUUAGCCUCCAAAUCCAAUUAUCAGCACAUUCUUGAUGGCACAUUGCCCUCCGGAGUGUCCUACCCAGAGACCCUCGCCGAGAAUCUUAGUUCCAAGCGAACAAAUCACAAGCUCGCAGAACAAGGCCGACGAAACCGAAUAAACAGUGCUCUCAAGGAAAUCGAAGCCUUGAUCCCGUCAGAGUUCAUCCAGGCCCGACUAGCCAAAGAGGCUGCGAUUACAGGCAUUAAGCCUUCUGACAAGGAGAAAGAAAAACCAGCCAAUCAAGCUAUUAGCAAGGCUAGUGCGGUGGAGAUGGCCAUUGACUAUAUCAAGGCUUUGCAAAAGAACCUGGAUUCCACUUCUGCCAAGUUGAAAGCCACUGAAGCUAAAUUAGCUGGUGUCAAUCUGAAGGACGAAACCGCCACUACCCCAAUUGCGAGCACUGAAACAGCUGCUAGCGAGAUCACUGUGCCGAAGUCUGAGAUGGAAACUCAGUGA